Molecule: messenger RNA, 1452 nt
Organism: Closterium sp. NIES-67
Lineage: Eukaryota; Viridiplantae; Streptophyta; Zygnematophyceae; Desmidiales; Closteriaceae
Source: the annotation of a GenBank genome assembly
UAAGACAGGUUCUCCACCCCAUUCUGCCACCACAAUUCUGCUGAACGCGUGGUAUUCCCAAGGUAGUGUUAGCAUUGUAGUCCCUCCUGGUUUCCGCCCAACUGAUUAGGUCUUAGCUCUCAGGCUUCUCCGGCUGAAACGCCAUUACCCCCCGCAAGCGCCUUCCAGUCUUUAAUCGUGAUCACCAGCCCUUAAUCACAAUUAUAGGCGAUGGAGGACGAAGCGGACUCUCCGCUCUUACGAUUUUUGAUCGAGCUUCUGAAGCCGAUAUCGGAGGCGGAUCCGGCGCUGCUGGCGAACUACGUGGUGGCGCUGCUGAAGAACAGCAAGCCGCACGACGAGCUGCGCCAGCUCUGCCUCGACCAGCUGCAGGACUUCCUCACCGACGAAACCGAGGGUUUUGUUACGAAGCUGUUCGAUGCCCUUGAGCGGGGGGAGAUCUCGCUAGAAGAUGCGGAGGCGGAGGGGGAUGAGCCGGGGGGCGCAGACGACACGGACAAGAAGAAGAGCCGCGGCGAGGACGCGGAACCCGCGGAAGCCAAUGAGGGCGGGAGAGACGGGGGAAGAGGCGGAGGAAAGAGCGGAGGUAGGCGGGGAGAUGGGGGACAGCGGGGAGCUGACGAGGAGGGGGGCAGGGGGAGAGGGGCCAAGAGAAGUGGGGCGUCGCGAGAGAGAGGGGGGAGAGAGAGGGCGGAUGAGGAUAAGGAGCGGGACGACGAUGGCAGUAAAGGCGGGGAGAGAGGCGAGCGGGAGCCGCACCCAGCGGCGGAAGCGGAGGCGGAGGAGAGAGCAGAGGCGGGGGGGAGGAGCGGGAGGAGGAGGAGGAAGGGCGGCGGAAACGGCACGAGGAGGAUGAGUCGAGCGACGACGACGACGACCGCAACCACAAGCACCGCCGCAGGGGCGGGGGGGAGCGCUCGUUCCGCGACGACGGCACGGCGGGGGAAGGAGGGCGCGGCAGGGAUCCCGCGGAAGGGCGCGGUAGCGUGCACUCGCGGUUAGAAGGCGUGAGGGAUAGGAGAGGGGGUGAUUUUAGCGGGGGUGGCGCAGGCAGGUCGUUCCGCAGCCGCGACGGCCCCCGUUCGUUUAGGCAGGUGGAUGGGGGCGGCAUGGGCGGAAGGGGAGGGCCUAUGGGGCGGGAUUUCCCGCGCGUGGGGGCCCCUGGUCCGGGGCAGCCGAUUCUAGGCCCGCAGAUGGGCAUGCCGCGGUUCCCCAUGGGGGGAAUGCCAGGGGGGAUGGGAGGGCGCGCGGGCAUCCUCAGGGGCAUGCCUGAUCGCUUUGAUGGGGGGCCGGGGAGGGGCAUGGGGGAGCAGUGGGGCAUGGGGGGCGCAGCAGGCGGAAUGCCCGGUGUGUUACCCUCCCGGGUUGGCCCUGGUAUCCCUCCCCCGGGUCUCCCUGGCGCGCCUAUGCCUGGUGCGGGGAUAGCAGGGGCAGGCCCGGGCAUGCGGAACG